Suillus discolor is the source of this 701-nucleotide messenger RNA. RefSeq lists its product as uncharacterized. NCBI's taxonomy places the organism in Eukaryota, Fungi, Basidiomycota, Agaricomycetes, Boletales, Suillaceae. The coding region runs from base 234 to 701 and encodes 155 amino acids. Gene Ontology annotation, molecular function: protein binding. The transcript has a single exon. The record is from RefSeq and is a predicted model, not a curated record.
GUUUGAGACCCAAGCUGCAGCUUGGGUAGUAGGCUCCCAUCAUCCUGUUACCACCACCUGCAGCAACUGGAAUACGAGGCUGUGUCCUGCCACCUACAACAACUUUGCAUUCUCGGCCUCCCAAUGCCACCUCGCACGCAUCUCACACUGCUGCCGCUUGACGCUUCCUUCCAAAGUGUCAAGUAGAAUAUAUUCUUACUCGCCUUGUACAAGAGUUCCUAUUAGACACUAAGAUGACGUAUUCUGUCUUGAUCGUUGUCCCAUCUGCUCGCCUCAAUUCACACCGACGGCAAGCGCAUGUGUCUGGCUCAGAAGACAAUACCAUCCGGGUGUGGGAUAUAGAAUUUCUCAAUCAGUCCCACCCUUUCAAAGCGCCUGCAAUAUGCUUUUCACCUAACCCAAUAUAUGCUCUUCAUUCCGCCGCCUCCUUUCUCCAGGAUGCUUCAACCCCAGUCUCUGUUGCUGCGAAUGUGUAUUCGCCGAUUAAGACUUUACAGCGAAGUCGGGAACUGGCGCGCUCGCGGCCUUAUGAUGCAUUUACUAUGGUAAUGCAUUAUUCCGGGCGUAGCUAUUUUGACGCGGCACUGACAAGCCUUGACGCGGCACUAACGAGCCUUGACGCAGCCACUGACGCGCCAAUGACUAUUUUCUUUUCUUCCCUCUCUGGAUCCUUCGAGCCUGUGGAGCACAUCGACGUUUAA